Molecule: messenger RNA, 727 nt
Organism: Armigeres subalbatus
Lineage: Eukaryota; Metazoa; Arthropoda; Insecta; Diptera; Culicidae
Gene: wrm1
Exons: 4
Coding region: 299-727 (142 amino acids)
Source: RefSeq, a predicted model, not a curated record
CGUCUUCGUUCGCUCACACGUUUAGUAGCAUAGCUCAUUCAUUGCAUUCAUUGAUGAUGUGAGUCAACCCGUCGGUCAGUUCGCAGUUAGUUAGUUAACGAACUACGUUAAGCGUCAUUUUACUCCGGAGUUUUCGCGACGAUAUCGUGUCUUGUGCAAUUGCGGGUUAAUGUUUUCGGUGAUUUUCGCUGUGGAAGAUAAACCCCGUUCGGUGGCAACAAAUUGGCCAAUUUCCGCUACCGCAAAGCUAUCCAUCCGGCGUUGAUGCGGUGUGCUUUGCCCCAGAUGGUGUAGGACGAUGUCGAUAGACGAGCGCUUCGCAUUUCUGGAAAAUCCCUAUUUCAAAGGACACAUCUACGGUAACUUCAACCCGUUCUACGUUACCAUCGCGAUCUGCACCGUGCUGGGAGUGUUUAUAUUUGUGCUGAACAUCAUCUGCGGUUGUUGCUCGAAGCACAAGCAAUACUGGCAGGACCGCCAUACCGGCAAUCGCUGGCUGGUAUCGAUUUGGGCUGCCACCCCGCACAAGCAACCCCCGCUAGAUCUGACUGAGCUGAAGGACGUCCGAUCGUUCCAACCAAUCAAUCCGGACAUUGAACGCCCAGUAGAGUACACCGUCUCACACCACCGUCCACAGCAUCAACCGCAUCAUCAGCAGUACGGACGAGGAGCCGGCUAUCGAGAGGAAUACGUCGAGCUACACGCCAAACGUGAAAGUGACAUUUAA